CACUGACUGCUCUCUCAUCCUCACACACUCUCACUCGCUCAAGCGCACACAUGUUCACACAAACCCAAACAAACGCACUUUUCACUGCUCUCUCCAAUCUUGUAUCUCUGGAUGUCUCCAUGUGUGGCUUUCAGGUAUAGACACCUAUUGCUGUAAGUGGGUGUGCCAUGGCAGGGUGGAGGACUGUAGGGGCCACUAUGAUGGUUGUUGGACUGCUCAGCAUUCUCUGUGGAGUCCUUGCCUUCUUCCCUGCUGGGUCCUAUCACCCCUGGUUCAUCAGCUGGGAUGCCCAGAUCGCUGGCCCAGUCUGGACAGGAGCUCUGGCCACGAUAACAGGAGCCAGUGUUGUCAUGGCGAACAGAGACCAAAACAGGAAGUCUUUGUGGGAGGUGGUCUACGUCUUUUCCAUCCUGACCUCUGUGACCUGUCUGUUGAUGUUUGCCGUUGCCACGGCAGCGGUGUUGACCGGACCACUGUGUUAUUACUCGUACCGUGGGGCGGUGGGGAUCGGGUACCUCUCCCACGCCGUCCGGUAUCCAUACCCUUACCAAGGCGGGCCAGGGCUGUGUCUGGACCCCCUUGGGGCAGAAUGGUACCACCUGGUCUUACACACCAUGGACCUGCUUACCAGCACCACUAUCUUCAUCCUGUCCCUCGGCAUCGUCGUAAUCCUCACCAAAAGCCUGCUGCACUCGGGGCACGUGAGCGUGAGAGGGUGAAACCUCAAGGCUCCAACCACACACACGCAGACACAGCAUCAACCAGGGACCAGAGUCGUCGCGCCAGACGAAUAUCUGGGCUUUGGACACCAAGCUUGAGAAUGCCCUGCAUUAGAUAUGAGUAGGUUAGUUGAAGGUUCUGUCUAUCUGUUUGUUUCUCUGCAUGGAGGUCACCUCAUGUUUUUUUUUUCUUCACUGGAAUGCAGGAAUGCAAUGCCAUGGAAUGAGAAAAAUGCUAUGUACCCUCCCAGCCCUCCCUCCAUCCCUCCCUUUAUCCCAGGGAUACUCAAUGCCAAGUAGGGUCUGUGCUAUAAACCAGAGGUCUCUUCAAGGCCUUCUGCAUGAGAUCCACAUGGUUGUCGUGUCAGAUCAACAGCUCACGGACUCCCCUUUUCCCAUUCUGGGCUUGAGAUUAAAGCUUGCGGCGGCAUUUGCGGCUUGCUGCCUGUCCAUUGUGCUACCAGAUCCACAGACGAGGUCGUUUGUACUCCGGAUCUUAUCCUUGACGUCAGUAUCACCCCUGAAUCACACACAUUCCACUCCCAUGAGGCACACGCCCACUCUGAAGUGAUGUCAUGUGGUGUGAUGUCAUCACUGGAUCGCCGUCCACUGUGGCUUAGACGGAACACAUGACAGGCCGAGGCUGGGGAGAGGCUGGAAAAGAGAGGCUGAGUCAAUUCUAGAGGGGGUCGAGAGAGGCUGGAGAGGUUGC
Messenger RNA from Hypomesus transpacificus, 1431 nucleotides. RefSeq names its product transmembrane protein 212-like. The record is from RefSeq and is a predicted model, not a curated record. The transcript has 3 exons. The coding region runs from base 168 to 719 and encodes 183 amino acids. Lineage: Eukaryota; Metazoa; Chordata; Actinopteri; Osmeriformes; Osmeridae. Gene Ontology annotation, cellular component: membrane.